Molecule: messenger RNA, 3649 nt
Organism: Pectinophora gossypiella (pink bollworm)
Lineage: Eukaryota; Metazoa; Arthropoda; Insecta; Lepidoptera; Gelechiidae
Exons: 7
Coding region: 222-2837 (871 amino acids)
Source: RefSeq, a predicted model, not a curated record
AAAAAUGUCUGUCACUGUCAUUUCAAAAUGGCGGCGCCUACGCAAUUACGCAUCGGUGUUGAUUUUGUUCUGUAAUAUUUCGUGAAUAUUCCUUACCGUAUCGUCGAGUUGAGCUACUGUUCCUCCGAUAACGUGCAGAAUAUCAUCAUUUUUUAGUGAUUUUCGAGACAGCGACUCUUUUUCGUGGUGUUUUGUGAGACAGUGACUCUUUAUGUGCUACGAUGUCGGAUAAGGAGAACAAACGGAAAUGUUUUAAAUGCGGCUCUUCACCCGCUGAAGACGGCAUUAAAUUGUUCCGAGCUCUUAAGCCUGGCACCAAUAACCUAGUUCGUUGUGAGCAAUGGGCACAGUACAUGUACCCUGGAAGAAAUGUUAGCUCUGUAGAAUUUCUGAAAAAGAUCUACAAUGAGCACAGGAUGCUUUGUUCAAAACAUUUCCAAGAAGAGGAUUUUACGGAUCUGACUCGAAAAUAUUUAUUAAGGACUGCAGUCCCCAGAGACAUUGAGCAACAUGUGCCUAUCUUCGUGGCAAGUCAGCCAGGUACUUCCGGAGUACAUAGCCAGGUACUAACAAACAUCACAAAUCAGCCUGCUCAUGGAACAAUUGAGCAACAGGAGCUGGGUCAACCGGGACCAUCAAGAAGCACAAAUGAGGCUUGCAUUGAAGCAGGGUCCAGAAAACCUAAGACCAAAAAAGAGCAGAUCUUGCAGUCCAAAUGCAUGAAAUAUCUGCAAAAAAUUUGUGUGUUACAAAAACGCGUACAAGCACUAUCAGCUCAAACAAUGCUCAAUGCCAUAGCUGAUGACAAUAAUGUUAAAAAAUUAUCAGCAAAAGUAACUCCUGCUUUUGCACUUUUUUUGCAAGGGCAGAUAAGAAACUGUAACCGUAAAUUGAGAGGAAGAAGAUGGUCGAGAGAGGAGAAAAUUACAGCUCUCAGAAUUUUUAAAAGAUCACCAACCUGUUACCGAUUGUUACGCAGGCUUUUCACAUUGCCUUCACCUGGUACCUUGAAAAACCUCUUAAGUAAAAUACCUUUUACAGUAGGAUGUAACGAAGCAGUUUUUAAAAUCAUGCAAAAAUUUGUGAAAAGCCAAAAAACGACAGACAAUGAAUAUAUUUUGAUGUUUGAUGAGAUGUCGCUAAAGAAACAUCUCAAUUAUGAUUGUAAAAGUGACCUAAUUGAAGGUUUUCAAGACCACGGAAAUCAAGGCCGAUCAGAAAAUAUUGCAGGAUAUGCCUUAGUAUUCAUGGUUGGUGGUAUCAGAAAACGUGUGAAGCAGCCAAUAGCACACUAUUUUUCAAGCAGUUUUGUUACAGCGGACAGACUUGCUAUACUCAUUAAAGAGGUCUUAAAGCGAUGCUUCGAAGCUGGAGUAAAUAUAUCUGCUACAGUGUGCGAUAUGGAUGGAGUUAAUAGGAGGGCUCUAUCCAACCUGGGCGCAACACCAGAAAAUCCAUCCAUAAAAAUAGGAGAUAAAGAAAUUGUAACAUUAUAUGACACGCCACAUCUCCUGAAAUGUUUCAGAAAUUUGUUUAUCAAAUAUGACAUUGAGUAUUCUUCGAAUAUACAUUCAACAGGAAAAACAGGAAGAGGUGUUGCAAAGUGGAGCCAUAUAAGUCAAUUUUUUCAAAUUGACAAUACUAACCCGAACUUUGUAUUUGCACCAUGCUUAAAAAAAGACCAUUUAAACCCUAAUAACAAGCAAAAAAUGAAAGUAAACCUAGCAGCACAAGUUUUGAGCCACUCUGUUGCUGCAGGAAUGUUUGCAAGAAUAUCCACCGGAGAACUUCCUGCUGAGGCAGCAUUAACGGCGGAUUUAGUCAGCAAUAUGGACAAAUUGUUCGACAGUUUGAAUAGCGAGCAAGCUGAUUUAAGAAGGGGAAAGCCUCACGCAACCAAUUUAUCACAAACAAGUCCUCAUAUUGAACAUUUUAAAAAAAUGAAAGUUUUAUUUUCUGAUUUGACUUUUGUUGGCUGCUCUCGAAAGCCACCCUCUCAAGAAGGAUGGAUAUGGACAAUAAAUGGUGUCGAGAUAUUGUGGCAAAAAUUGUCCAACAAUAAAAAAAAAUUGAGCUUGGCAACAAGGAGGUUGCAGCAGGACCCACUUGAAAAUUUAUUUGGUUGCAUCCGAGGAUAUUGUGGGUCUAACACAAACCCUACCACUGGGCAGUUUGUGGCUGGGCUUAAGACAGCUAUAUUAAAUAAUUUGUCGCGUGUUGGCACCACAGGGAACUGUGAAACUGACAACAAUGUUGUAAUUAAUAAUUUUGAAACAAUGUUGUCAGUUUCGAAACCCACACAAGUAAGCACACCGAAUGAAUUUAAUUAUAUUGAAUUGCCACCCAUGGAGGAUGCUUUAAACGAAGAAAGUGGUGAAAUUAAAGCGUGUGCUUACGUGUGUGGGUUUUUAAUUAAACAAUUUCCUGUGACGAGCUGCAGCCUCUGCGAAAGAAUAUUUUUAACAAAAGAUAUUGAAAAUCAUCACUCUUUUGUUGAGUGGCGAGAGUACAGCGAAAAAAAUCGAAAUCUUAAAUAUGUUACAAAAAAUCUUGUUAAUUGUGUGGAGUGCAGUGCUACACUAAUUAAUAUUUUUUUAAACGAAAAGGCUCACAUAAAUGAGAUUAAAAAGAACAUUUAUACAAAUGUGAAAAUGUCAAUUAAUUUUGAUUUUUUGAAUGCCUGCACUUCUCACAAAGAGACAAAUAUUGAUAGUAUAAUAAAUAGCGUUUUCUUUAUUUGUAUGAAAAGAUUCUGUACUCUUAAAAAUAGAGAAUUUUCAGAACAAGCAUCUGCGACAGCUUUACAAAGAAAAAUGAAUAUAAUAUUGCAUAAGUAAUGCCUAAUUUACACCGGAGCAACAACGUGCGACAUUGCCACAUGCCACAUCGUCGGUGCGCCUACAAAAAUGAGUAUGUGUACGAACGACGAAAAUUGAAAUCGAGUUUUAUGUGUAAACAUUAAAGACGUGGCAUGCGGUAAUAUCGCACGUUGUUGCUCCGGUGUAAAUGAAGCAUAAUGCUGCUUGUUCUGGAAUGAUUUGAUUAAGGAGGCUUUUUCUUUGUGUUGGUCGUAGUGGUCCUAACAGCCAGUACGACCUGGGGCUUAUUUCUCGAAACUUACAAGUCACAAGUUACAAAUGUGUAACCAUACUAACCCUUAAAUUUCACAAUUACCAUGCGUGACCAUGGUUACACACCUAUAAUUACAAGACUUGGAGGUUUCGUGAAACAAACCACUGGAUUUAUUAUCUAUCUUGACAUUUAGUUAGCAAUCUUCUGUCCACUACGAACCAUAUUGUAUAGAAUAAAAUAAGGAAGUAAAUCUAAAGGAUUGGGACUGCCGCAACUUUUGCGUAGGAACUAUUUGGUAUUAAUAAAAACUAUAUAAAAAUAAAUGUUUGGCCCAUGUUUCGUGAGAAAAGUUGUUCAGUUUCAUGAAUGAAAUCCAAUCCUUCAGUGUAGGUUCUACACCGCAUUUCUGUUAAUUCAUGCAACAGAAUCUUUUCAUAAGAAGAAAAAUGUGAUAUUUGCACCAUUGCUCCUAAUUUACGAAAAUUCUAUUGUUACAAAAUAUAUAGUUUUCAUUUAAUUCAUUAUCAUCGACACUAAAGAAGAAGAAUAAAUACAUACAUUUAUACUUUUCUCAGUA